AUGCCUUUUAAGUCGCCGCGGAAUCAAUUAAAAAGGCUAUCAGCCAAAUCCCAUAAGAAGAAGUUAUUUUCGGUAUUUAAAAAGGGAUUUGCUAUUAUCUUAGAUGUUAAAGCUAAGACUUACGGAGCCAAGUCCUUUUCUAAAGGCAAGAGCCGCCGAGCUAACGACCUUAUAGACGCCGAUAAGUUGAAGGAUUUUAAAGAGAGCUUGCGAUCGAUUGAGUUGUCUUUUAACGACUUCGAUUUAAGUGUAAAGAUCAUUUUAAAAAGUGCGAAAUCCACUCGUAAACCACGGUUCACGGGCCAAAUCGACGAUCUUAAAGCAUCAUCUUCUCAGCCGGAAUCUUUAAACCGCGCAUUCGAUAAGGCUAUAGAAGCUUUAGCUGACUUGCUUAAAGACGAGGAUAACCUAACUAGUGGCUUUAGACUUUAUUCUGGCCUCGCUGACCCUCCGUCGGCCAAGUUCACACUUAUCAACGAUGCUACUAACAAGCGUAAGAACGACACGCGCUCCUUUACUCUUAAGGAUACUGCUGCUAGCACGUCAUCGUCCAAUGCUAGCCUUGCUAAGAGAAGAAGACCUUCCCAGUCUGAAGAGAACGAAAGAGUUGAGGACGUAAGCACGGAAGGAGAUCAUAAGGAAGCUGCCGAAGCGUAG
Molecule: messenger RNA, 657 nt
Organism: Drepanopeziza brunnea f. sp. 'multigermtubi' MB_m1
Lineage: Eukaryota; Fungi; Ascomycota; Leotiomycetes; Helotiales; Drepanopezizaceae
Source: RefSeq, a predicted model, not a curated record